Molecule: messenger RNA, 825 nt
Organism: Echinostoma caproni
Lineage: Eukaryota; Metazoa; Platyhelminthes; Trematoda; Plagiorchiida; Echinostomatidae
Source: the annotation of a GenBank genome assembly
AUGCCUAUAAGUACUGUCGGUGUUGAAGGACUGAUUUCCGGGUUUGGCCCAGCUACGGAAACAAACAUGAAUAAAGGAUCUGGUCUUGAUGAAGUAUCACCCCGUGUUACUCAAGCUAGAGUUUGUACAAAAGAUUUCUCAGAGGAACAUCAGUGCAGCAUCCAAGGUUCAGUUGACCAUGUAUGUGAAAUCGGGAACGCGUUCAGAGCUGGCGUGUUCUCUGUUAUAGUGCUCCAGUUCAUGAACUCGUUUUAUUCACUUUUCUAUACGGCUUUCUAUCUACGCGAUCUCGAAAUGCUACAGCAGCAACUCACAACUGUGUUGAUUACGCGCCAGUGCAUAGGCAACUUACGUGAAGUAUUCCUUCCCUAUGGACAUUCUCGAUUACGCCAAGUCCUUCUCUCAUUUCGGUACGAGCGUCACAAACAACAACAGGACAGCAUAACACCUCAUAACGAAACAUGCAGUACGUCUAAACCUACUACCAUUGAUGGAGACAUGAAUCCUGAUGCAGAAAUUCGCCAGCGAAAAGACCACUCUGAUGCGAAUGUCUCCGGGAAUGAAAGUCCCGAUGAACAGCCUAUUCAUGCACCAGAACGCGAAGCAACACUUCUACCAUAUGAUGGUCCGGAUGAGGAUUUUCUCGAGAUAUUUAUUCAAUUCGGCUACAUUAGCAUGUUUUCAUGCGUGUUUCCUGUGGCGGCUGCGUUGGCGUUGCUAAACAACAUUGUCGAGAUUCGUGCUGAUGCUUUCAAACUGACACACAGUUUUCAGCGCCCAUUCGCUCAUCCGGCCCACAGCAUUGGGGUUUGGCAGGUUGGUUGA